UGUCCAUAUCAUAAUCAUUUGUAAAAUCAAACCACAAAAUCUAACUUCCUCGCACACACACACACACACAAAAAAAAAAGAGAAGAAAAUGGGAUUAGUUGAAGAGACCUUUUCAAAAGAAGAGAAUAAUAUGGGAAAAAGAAUUGUGGUGGACAAAGCUUAUCUCUACGAAGAAGACAAACCACUCACAGUUUGCAAAACCUCUCUCUUCUCCACCGGCGAUGGUUUCGCCGCCUACGACUGUAACGGCGAUAUUAUCUUCAGGGUCGAUUCGUACGGACCCGAUACAAGAGAUAACGAUGAGUUUGUCCUCAUGAACGCCACCGGAAAGUGUCUCCUCACCGUUAAACGAAAGAGACCGACUCUGCAUCAGAGAUGGGAAGGUUUUCUCGGCGAGAGAUCGGAGGGUCAGAAACCGAUCUUCAGCGUCCGGAGAUCGUCGAUAAUCGGACGGUGUACGAUGGAAGUUGAUGUUUACGACGGAACCGGAGAAGAGUACACGAUCGAUGGAGACUUCUCGCUACGAAGCUGCCUCAUAUACGACACGGAGAAGCGAACUGUGGCUGAGAUCAAACGCAAAGUGGACGCGUCAACGAACGUCAUGCUUGGACGCGAUGUGUUCACUCUCGAGAUUAAACCCGGUUUCGACGGAGCUUUCGCGAUGGGUUUGGUCCUUGUGCUUGACCAGAUCAACGGUGAUGAUCCGGUUGAGAUUGGUGAUGAACAGGUGCACCCUUUUGUUGAGGAUUAGUCUCUCUCUCUUUCACCUCUAUUAAACGGUCAAAUCUAUGUUCCGGUUUAACGAAUCGAAUCUAAAAUCUUUGGGGUUUUUCCAAUCUUUGGAUUCGGAUAUUUGCGGCUGUUUCUGUAUCAUUAUGUGUAAAAAACAUAAAGUUGCUACGUUACAUGAUAAUAUAUAGUCUCUGUCUAGAAAUUUGAUUUGACUAUAAGUUGAU
Eutrema salsugineum is the source of this 956-nucleotide messenger RNA. RefSeq names its product protein LURP-one-related 12. Lineage: Eukaryota; Viridiplantae; Streptophyta; Magnoliopsida; Brassicales; Brassicaceae. The record is from RefSeq and is a predicted model, not a curated record. The coding region runs from base 89 to 751 and encodes 220 amino acids. The transcript has 2 exons.